Molecule: messenger RNA, 342 nt
Organism: Miscanthus lutarioriparius
Lineage: Eukaryota; Viridiplantae; Streptophyta; Magnoliopsida; Poales; Poaceae
Source: the annotation of a GenBank genome assembly
AUGGACAUGGGCUCUUUCCACAUCGACACGGGUGGGUUGAAUAACUGGAGUCUGGAGGGAACCAUAGACUCCCAAUCUCUUCCUUCCCCCAACCCGCUCAAAACCCUAGCCCAACACCACAGGGUCGCCGACGCUCGCCCGGCCGCCGCCACUGCCGCCGCCGGGGACGAUGGCGAAGCCUCGGCGUGGCCGCUCCGCGUCUCGCUCCUCCUCGGGCUCUUCCUCCCGCUCGCCGUCCCACUCCGUCUCCUCCGGCUCCAUCUCGUCCCGCUCCCGGUCGCGCUCCCGUUCCUUCUUGUCAUCGUCCUCGCAGGCCCGGAGCUGCUCCCCUCCUCCGGCUAA